UUCUGGGACAGAGUAGAAGUAGGAGGAGGAGGAGGAGGAGGAGGAGGAGGAGAAUAGGAGUUUCUUCCCCCCUCACCAAUCCAACUGUUCUUCAUCACGCAGUCUGUUACAACAGACAUCCAGCUUGAGAGGAGGAAACAGCAGACGCUUUCUUCUCCAUGUUAGGACCUCUUCAGUAGGCAUGUUUUAGAACAUCAGCACUUGAAAGUAUUCAGUCACAGGAUGGACCACUCAGCUCUCCACUGCCUCAUCGGCCUGUCCGUCAUUCUGCUAAACAGGCUGCCCACUUAUGCCACCCCAGUCAUUUUAAAUGACUCUUUGGAGGGCAGUGGGCAGUGGGACUCUGGGAGCACAGACCUGACCCCCACACCCACCAUUUCCUCCUCAUUCAAUGAAUCGGUGAAGUCCACCUCCAUAGAUGGAGAAAAACACAGCAAAUCAUUCUUGGAUCAGCUGGUGGACUUCUUACAAAAGAACCACCUUCCCAUAAUCGUCAUUACCAUAUUACUUUUUCUUAUCAUCACCAUCCUCUGCUCGGCUGCCUUCUUGAGUCGCCGACGUAAAGUCAGCACCUACUAUCCUUGUGCUUUCCCUUCCAAGAUGUACGUGGACGAGCGAGACAAGACCGGAGGAGCACGCUUCUUCAGCGAAGUCCCAGAGAAUGCCAACACCAGCUCCAGUGAGGAGCCAGUGAAUUCAGCCAGGCAGCUCCAAGAGGACAUCAUGCUGGCUACCAAGAACCUCCGAACACCAGUCAAGACCCCAUGGAAGGAGAAGAAUGAAGUGGAGGAAGACCAAAAACAUGCAGAAGACGAGGGAAGUGCUCAGUGCGAUAAGAGUCAAGAGGAGAGCUGUGACUCACUAGAGAACAAGACCACAAAUCAGUCUGCUGUUGAGGAUACUGUGGAAAAGAGCUGCCCCAGCAGGUCCCAGGACAGUAUCCCUGCUUGUGACAUGGAAAAGACUGACCUCACGGACUCCGGGCCCCCUGAAGAGAGCAAACAUUCAUCUGGGCCAGAGAAUUCAGAUCAAGAGGACACGAACAAACAGGAUGUUGCUACUUCAGGCUCACCAUUUAUCAGUGAAGAGAAAACAGCAUUUUAGCUUGGACAUUUUUAAAGCCUUAAAGGAAACACUAAGAAGCAAAUACAGACCGAAGUGUAUUUCUUGCACACGCUGUAAAACUAAAAAACGUAGUAUGAAGCUUCAUUGAGAUUGUUCAUGAAAAAUAUAUGGCUUUAAUAUUGUUUGUAACUCUUUGAUUUUCCAAAUAUAAAUGUAAUAAUCUGUUUUAAAUGAUAUGAACGGAUGCCUAUUGGGCAAGACAUAAAAACUGCUUUUUAAAUGUUGGUUGUCAUGAAUCUCUUAUUUUGACAUGAGGACUCUUUAACCCUAAAUCAGAAAUGAUCUUUAUUCUUGUGUGCUUUACUCUCGGUUAUUAGCAAAUACAUCCAUAUAGACUGGAAAGGUUAGGAUUAGGGAAGUAGAUUCCGUUAAUGGCUCGCAACGCACUAUAAACACACGCAUCCAAAAAAAUAAAACAAGUACACUUACUACUCCAAUUAAGGAGACAAGUCGAAGUGUAGAAAAGCUUUGCUGUGAGUCAGCUUACUGUUUACACAUUCUGGCUCAAAGUAUUUCCUUUCAAGGUCAAGAAGUAUUCAGCCACAGCAAGUCCUAUGCCACCUUUCAAACGGUUUAGUCUAAGAUUAGUUAGUCUCAACACACACUUUAUGAAGAACACAAUAUUCUUAAUAAACUUACUACAAGAUUUGACCACAUUUCAAACGUUCAAGACAAUCUGCCAUCUAGAAUUUCAAAAAAAAAAAAAAAAAAGUCAACAAAUGCUGGUCAGUGUUAUAGUUUGCUUCAGAUCUAUUGGCACGUCACAUAGCAUAACAGUUAAUGAAACAAACCUCAAAUUGAGAAUGAAAACCACAUACUAGCCAUGCAAAAUCAGUUAAUCACUGUAAAUUAGCAUCAUGUUUCUAGAUUCCAAGGGUGUGCAAUAUUAAUUCCAAUGCCCACAUGAUUGAGGUUUACAGAAGCUUUAUUUAAAGUACUGGUGUUUGAAAGGCCAUCAAAUGAAAGCCCAGCAGCACAAGUCACCAUCAUAAUCACAUCUUCAUUCUUUCAAACAACAAUAAUAGAAUAAGAUAAAUUGUGUGCGUUUUCAGCAAGUAAGUGAAGCCACUGACACUCUUUUUCAUUAAAUCAACACAUCUAAACAAAUAUGGCUUAGACUGUAACAGUGUUGAUCAGUACUUUUACAUUGUGCGUUUAAAAGACUGGCUACAGUGCAAGACUUGGAGAGCUUUGGUCUUAACUCAAAGGGAGGUUAAAGAGCAUUGAUUCUCAACUGGUUUUGUUGUUUCAAGACCCAGAUUUUACAUUGGAUAUCAAAUGGAGAUCCAA
Molecule: messenger RNA, 2415 nt
Organism: Onychostoma macrolepis
Lineage: Eukaryota; Metazoa; Chordata; Actinopteri; Cypriniformes; Cyprinidae
Gene: tmem119b
Product: transmembrane protein 119b
Biological process (GO): positive regulation of osteoblast differentiation; positive regulation of bone mineralization; ossification
Cellular component (GO): plasma membrane
Source: RefSeq, a predicted model, not a curated record